AACAAAACAUCACCAAAGAGAAAGCUUUGCACAGACACUCACAGUGCACACUCUUGCAAGUUGCAAUCACUUCCACACUCACUCGCCGUCAUUCUCGUUUUUUGUCACAAAAGAUUCAAACUUUAGCAUUUAGACGAAGAUGGGUAGCAGCAGCAACGCCUCCUCGUCGGAUUUCUUCUACCGCCGCCACGUGUUCCUGUGCUACAAGAACCCCGCCGUGUGGCCACCGCGCAUUGAGGCUGCGGAGUUUGAUCGCUUGCCCAGGCUUCUCCACGCGGCCAUUAAUGCAAGAAACCCUCAUAUUAAGAAAGAGACCUGCUUAACAAUAUGUGAGGGGCAUGAUGGGACUGAAACAUCAAAUGGAGAUGUGUUAAUCUUUCCCGACAUGAUCAGAUAUAGGAGAUUAACCCAUUUUGAUGUUGAGACAUUUGUUGAAGAAGUUAUUGUCAAGGAAGGAGAAUGGCUUCCUGGAAAUCCUGAAUCCUUAAAAGCUUCAUAUGUUUUUGUCUGCUCUCAUGGAUCACGCGAUCGUAGGUGUGGGGUUUUUGGACCUGUCUUGGUCAGUAGAUUCAGGGAAGAGAUAGGGUUACAUGGACUCCAAGGAAAAGUGUUGGUUAGCUCCUGCUCUCACAUUGGUGGCAAUAAGUAUGCAGGAAAUGUCAUUAUAAUCGGAUCGAGCAUCAACGGCGAAGUCACAGGCCACUUGUAUGGAUAUGUUACUCCAGAUGAUGUGCCUUUAUUGUUUCGCCAGCAUAUCAUUGCAGGGGAGAUUUUUGACUCACUAUGGAGGGGACAAAUAGGUUUAUCAGAAGAUGAACAGAAGAAAAAGCAAGAGCAAAGGCUUCAGCUGAAUGGUGCAAGAAAUUUAGAAGGAAGCACAGUGGCCGCCGCCGCCGCCGGCCGCUGUCAAACAGAUGGAGAGAGCUGUUGCCAGGACAGUGAAGACUCUUGUUGCUGUCAGAAUGAUGUAUUAGAAGAUAGGAACGAGGUUUCCGGUGAUCAUAAGAGGAAGGAGAAUCUGAAUGUGCUUCGUCGGAUCAACAAGGGCAAAGGAGUGUCUCACAAGUUCAGUUCCAUGCCGACAUGGCUCGACAGCUGGGAGCAAGAGGAUACUUAUGCUGCUCUUGCCGUUGUCUGCGCCGCCGUGUCGGUCGCCAUAGCCUAUAGCUGCUACAAGCAGUGAGUUGUUGAUGAGAAGAAUGAGGUCAACAAUGUUGUUUAGCAGUGGAUGAGAUAAGCUGAGCUUUGGUAUGUCUUCAUUUUUUGUGUUACAUGUUCAGUUUCUACCUUGUUUCAGACUUGCAGGGAAAGAAGUAUCUGAAAUGGCUCAGACUUGGAAUUCACCUCUUAGCUUCUUCAUCUGUACAUACGUGAAAUCUUAGCCUGGGAAUGUUUAAACUAAAUAUUAGUAGUUUAUUUAGGUGGAAUUGGACUGUGACAUUUAUAUUAACUUGAUGUAAAGCUAAUUAUUAACUUUGGUGUUUCAUAUUAGUUUAUACAUGAUAUUAACUUUUCUAAAAUCUGAUUUUGAAGUUAUGUACAAGUUAAUAAUACAGAAG
Molecule: messenger RNA, 1559 nt
Organism: Vigna unguiculata (cowpea)
Lineage: Eukaryota; Viridiplantae; Streptophyta; Magnoliopsida; Fabales; Fabaceae
Product: altered inheritance of mitochondria protein 32-like
Source: RefSeq, a predicted model, not a curated record